Molecule: messenger RNA, 3591 nt
Organism: Medioppia subpectinata
Lineage: Eukaryota; Metazoa; Arthropoda; Arachnida; Sarcoptiformes; Oppiidae
Source: the annotation of a GenBank genome assembly
UGGGUGUUAAGAGUGACGAAAUCAUUUUUGGGCGAUCGGGGGCUCACAUAUAUAGAACAGGGGGUGAUUCUGCCCUCCCGUGUCAUUCAACUGGUGGUGAAACGUCCGCUCAAUUUCUACUUCCAUCCCGGAGACUAUGUCUACGUCCAGAUCCCAGACAUUACUAAAUAUGAAUGGCACCCGCUUACCAUCAGUAGCGCUCCCGAACAGUCAGAUGUUAUUUGGCUACAUAUCCGAGCGGUGGGCGAAUGGACUAAUCGUUUGUAUAACUAUUUCAAUAUGGAGGCAACAGUUAAGGCUAGUCUUGUCAAUUGGCCGAAAGUUAGCCAAUGUUUGUCUCAAGCAAAUCGCGAGUAUAGGGCCGAAGCAAAUGGUGACAAAAAUAAGGAGUCAGUGAUUGAGUCUCCCAUCAGAAGAGUAAAGAGUUUGUCGGCUUUUGGUAGCACUUCAUCGCAAACGACGCGAUCGUUGGAUAGUCUGUAUAAAAACGCGAAAGUAAUGGUAUUGCCGGUGCCGGUCGACUGCAAUGAGUACGGCUGUGGCAAAGAGGCCCUCAACGAGAAGAAGAGGAAUGAUGUAGAGAUGGCCGCCUCUCCGAUCAGCAAAUUGUCGUUCCAGUCGCUGACGCGGCCGUCAUUUCUCGACAAACCACACAUCUUAACGAAUGCCAUAAUUCUGGACAAACCAUUGAAAGUCCGUUUGGACGGUCCGUAUGGGUCGCCCUCUUCGCACAUAUUCCGCACACAACACGCUAUACUCAUUGCCACCGGCAUUGGUGUCACACCUUUUGCCAGUAUAUUGCAGUCAAUUAUGCUCCGGUACAUUGAGGCCAAGCGGUGGUGUCCGUCGUGUUCCCACAGUUGGUCAGAUCCCAUACCACCCAAUGUGAUGAAGUUAAGGAAAGUAGACUUUAUGUGGAUUAAUAGGGAUCAGACUAGCUUUGAAUGGUUUGUCAAUCUGUUGUCUGAGUUGGAGAAACAACAGGAGGAAUGGCACGAAACGGACCGUUUUCUCGACACACAUAUGCAUAUAACUCAGGGAAGCUAUCGGGAGAGAAGGGUUAGUAUGCCUUUGGACGACAGGGAGCCUAACAUCGAGUCGACCACUGGUCUCAAGUGGCAUAAGGGAAGACCCGAUUGGCACAGAUUUUUUAAGUUAAUGGCCGACAAGAAGAAGGGAAGGAUUACUGUGUUUUUCUGCGGCCGAUCCGAUUUGGCCCGAAGUUUGCGUCACAUCUGCAGUCAAUUUGGCUUUCAGUUCAGGAAAGAAGGCGGUCAAGUGAUUCCCGCCGUGCGUGUGGCCUUUUUAUUGACAUUGCUAUUAAUGAACCUGGUACUAUUCAUUUGGCGCUCGUAUGAGUACCGGGCGUUCGGAUGGCUAGUGAUGUUGGCCAGAGCUAAUGGCCAGUGUCUGAACUUCACGUGCGCUAUCAUUAUAGUAUGCGUUUGCCGUAAAUCCAUCACAAAAUUGCGAUCCAUAGGGUUUAGCGAAUACUUACCGCUCGACCAUUACGUCUACUACCAUAAGCUGAUCGGUUGGGCGGUUGUCUUCUACAGCCUCUUCCACACCGUUAUGCACGUCAUUAACUUCAAAGUGCUCUCCAAAGUGACCACAAUCUCGUGGUUCGACUUUCUCUUCUCCACACAUCUGGGCAUCGGAUGGAUCGGCGGCGCCGCCUCUCUGACCGGUUGGAUAUUGUUGGCGCUGUUGGUGGCGAUGAUGGUUCCCGCGCAGCCCUUUAUGCGGCGAUCCGGCAAAUUUGAAGUCUUUUACUACUCGCACCUCUUAUACGUGCCGUUUUACAUCUGCCUCUUCAUACACGCGCCCAGCUUUUGGAUGUGGUUCUUGUGUCCACUCAUUGUCUUCUCUAUAGAGUGGGUGUUAAGAGUGACGAAAUCAUUUUUGGGCGAUCGGGGGCUUACAUACAUAGAGCAGGGGGUGAUUCUGCCCUCCCGUGUCAUACAACUGGUGGUGAAACGUCCGCCCAAUUUCUACUUCCAUCCCGGAGACUAUGUCUACGUCCAGAUCCCAGACAUUACUAAAUAUGAAUGGCAUCCGCUCACUAUCAGUAGCGCUCCCGAACAGUCAGACGUUAUUUGGUUACACAUCCGAGCGGUGGGCGAAUGGACUAAUCGUUUAUAUAACUAUUUUAAUAUGGAGGCAACAGUUAAGGCUAGUCUUCUCAAUUGGCCGAAAGUUAGCCUAUGUUUAUCUCAAGCAAAUCGCGAGUAUAGGGCCGAAGCAGAUGGCGACAAAAAUAAAGAGUCAGCGAUUGAGUCUCCCAUCAGAAGAGUAAAGAGUUUGUCGGCUUUUGGCAGCACUUCAUCGCAAACGACGCGAUCGUUGGAUAGUCUAUAUAAAAACGCGAGAGUAAUGGUAUUGCCGGUGCCGGUCGACUGCAAUGAGUACGGCUGUGGCAAAGAGGCUCUCAACGAGAAGAAGAGAAGUGAUGUAGAGAUGGCCGCCUCUCCGAUCAGCAAAUUGUCGUUCAAAUCGCUGACUCGACCGUCAAUUCUCGACGAACCAAACAUCUUAACGAAUGCCAUAAUUCUGGACAAACCAUUGAAAGUCCGUUUAGACGGUCCGUAUGGGUCGCCCUCUUCGCACAUAUUCCGCACACAACACGCUAUACUCAUUGCCACCGGCAUUGGUGUCACACCUUUUGCCAGUAUAUUGCAGUCAAUUAUGCUCCGCUAUAUUGAGGCCAAGCGGUGGUGUCCGUCGUGUUCCCACAGUUGGUCUGAUCCCAUACCACCCAAUGUGAUGAAGUUAAGGAAAGUAGACUUUAUGUGGAUUAAUAGGGAUCAGACCAGCUUUGAAUGGUUCGUCAAUCUGUUGUCUGAGUUGGAGAAACAACAGGAGGAAUGGCACGAAACGGACCGUUUCCUCGACACACAUAUGCAUAUAACUCAGGGAAGCUAUCGAGAGAGAAGGGUUAGUAUGCCUUUGGACGACAGGGAGCCCAACAUUGAGUCGACCACUGGUCUCAAGUGGCAUAAGGGAAGACCCGAUUGGCACAGAUUUUUUAAGUCAAUGGCCGAUAAGAAGAAGGGAAGGAUUACUGUGUUUUUCUGCGGCCGAUCCGAUUUGGCCCGCAGUUUGCGUCACAUCUGCAGUCAAUUUGGCUUUCAGUUCAGGAAAGAAUGGAUACCAUUCAUACAAUUCAAUGUAAUUAAUGCAUCGAUUAAUGGAGUUUAUACAUUAAAAACGGAUGACUCGGACGGAACACAAUUAGCUAACGGCUCGUGGAAUGGAUUGAUUGGUUUACUCACUAGAAAUGAUUAUAAAUCAGAGGAUAACAUAAAGAUAUGGAAAAGGGUUUUAAUAAACAAGAAUAUAUCGAUUAUAAGGAGUGAAGAGCAAUAUUACGAGAGAGAAAGGAUGAGUCUCUUUAGUGAGGGUCGGAUCGCAAUGAUUGAAGUGAUGAGCGAUUUUAAUGUCUUAAAAUAUGAUUAUUGCAAACGGAAUCCCAAUCUUAAGCUUUACAUAUCGGACACCACUAUUAUCAACAACUAUUUGGCGCUCGGCUUCCCUUUGGGCACUCAUUUACAAUUGAUUGAUAAAAUUAAUUCGGACUCAAAGCUCAUUCAA